AAAAGGGGCUCGUGGGGCUGCUCGGCUGCACACACACAGGUACGACGCUGUCCUCGCGCGGCACAGUACCACAGUGACGUCACAGCACGUGCCGUUCGAGAGCAACUCCAGGACAAGCAUCUUUAAAGACCUCGACCCAACUGUCCGCCCUCACCACUGACCACCGCUACCCGUGUGUUGCUACCUCCACCUGAAAUCUUCACCCGUGGGGCUGUCCGCUCGCUGACAUCAUGAGGGAGUGCAUCUCUAUCCACGUGGGACAGGCCGGCGUGCAGAUCGGCAAUGCAUGCUGGGAGCUGUACUGCCUGGAGCAUGGCAUCCACCCCAACGGCCACAUGGAGGACCUGAAGGCGGCCAUGGCUAACAACGACGAGUCGUUCAACACCUUCUUCUCCGAGACUUCCAUGGGCAAGCACGUGCCGCGCGCCGUCUACGUCGACCUGGAGCCCAGCGUCGUGGAUGAGGUGAGGACGGGUCCGUACCGCCAGCUCUUCCACCCAGAGCAGCUUAUCAGCGGCAAGGAGGACGCCGCCAACAACUACGCUCGCGGCCACUACACCGUCGGCAAGGAAAUCGUCGACCUCGUCUUGGACAGAAUUCGCAAGAUGGCUGACCAGUGUACGGGUCUGCAGGGGUUCCUCGUGUUCCACAGUUUCGGCGGCCGGACGGGCUCUGGUUUCUCCUCGUUGCUGAUGGAGAGACUGUCGGUGGACUAUGGCAAGAAGUCCAAACUGGAGUUUGCCGUCUAUCCUGCCCCUCAGGUAUCCACGGCUGUGGUGGAACCGUACAACUCCAUUUUGACCACCCACACCACGCUUGAACACUCGGACUGCGCCUUCAUGGUAGACAACGAAGCUAUCUACGACAUCUGUCGCCGAAACCUCGACAUCGAGCGGCCGUCAUACCACAACCUCAACCGCCUCAUCGGCCAGAUCGUCUCCUCCAUCACCGCUUCCCUCCGCUUUGACGGGGCGCUCAACGUGGACCUGACGGAGUUCCAGACCAACCUCGUGCCUUACCCCCGCAUUCACUUCCCGCUUGUUACCUACGCCCCCAUCAUUUCAGCCGAAAAGGCUUAUCACGAGCAGAUGUCUGUGGCGGAGAUCACCAACGCCUGCUUCGAGCCGUGCAACCAGAUGGUGAAGUGCGACCCUCGCCACGGCAAGUACAUGGCGUGCUGCAUGCUGUACCGCGGGGACGUCGUGCCGAAGGAUGUCAACGCCGCCAUCGCCACCAUCAAGACCAAGCGCACCAUCCAGUUCGUCGACUGGUGCCCCACCGGCUUCAAGGUCGGCAUCAACUAUCAGCCGCCUACCAUCGUGCCAGGGGGUGACUUGGCGCAGGUGCAGCGCGCCGUGUGCAUGUUGAGCAACACCACGGCCAUCGCCGAGGCCUGGGCCCGCCUGGACCACAAGUUCGACCUCAUGUACGCCAAGCGCGCCUUCGUGCACUGGUACGUCGGUGAAGGCAUGGAGGAGGGCGAGUUCUCAGAGGCACGGGAGGACCUGGCGGCGCUUGAAAAGGACUACGAAGAGGUGGGAGUGGAGAGCGCCGAGAUGGGAGACAACCAGGACGAGGGCGACGAGUACUAGAGGGCGUUGACCUUGCGGCAGGCCAACGGUCCGCCAUGUUUGCUGUGUUUCUGCUUUAGUGCUUCCAGUCUCUCACAGCAACGCUCUUGAGUGUCCCUGUAGCCAGCUUCAUGCCACACAGCAAGUCUACAACCUGCUAGUUGUCUCCCCACUCCCCAUCCCACAGUCACGUGUGAUAUCCUCCAGCUAACGGUUUCAAAAACUAUUUAUUUAUUAUUUACUUAUUUAUUUGUGGAGUAUCAGUGUGUACUAGUUUGCUCUAAGGCUGUGAGAAAAGAAAGUAAGUAAAUGGGUGCCAAUUGUCUUUAUGAUGACAUUUUACAAUUCCUGUGUCAGCAGCAGGGUCUGCGUUCUAUGUAAACGGCAUUCAGAUCUCAGCUUGUCUUGUUAGACGAAUGCACUUACCCUGAAAAUAUUGCAAUAAACUUUCCUAACGCCCCGUGUAAACCUUCGCAUUACAUUCGCGCCACGUGCUCAUGGUUUUGGUGGAUCAGGUCAUAGCUGUCAGAACUCUUCCCUAUCUAACUCACCGAACUCUUCCUCUCGUCACCAGCGGCCGUCGUUAUGAAGGGAGAGUGGUUGUUCUACAGCAAAACGGAGAAAAGAAAAAGCAUCUUGUUUUGGUAGUUACAUUGCUAUGCCCAGAUAUUACGCGGAUGUUCCUCCGAGUUUCUUUACCCCACCCAUCUUUGUUACCGCUCCAUGCUGUAGCUACAGGGGUAAAACAAGGUCUACGAGCUGGACACCGCUUUAUACUGUAGCUACAGGGGUAAAACAAGGUCUACGAGCUGGACACCGCUUUAUACCGUAGCUACAGGGGUAAAACAAGGUCUACGAGCUGGACACCGCUUUAUACCGUAGCUACAGGGGUAAAACAAGGUCUACGAGCUGGACACUGCUUUAUACUGUCGCUACAGGGGUAAAACAAGGUCUACGAGCUGGACACCGCUUUCUAACUUUGAAACUAAGACGGUUGUGCUGUCGCUUCCCACGCUGCCCCAGGGCAGGACGUUACCCUCACUUCAUGACUACCGCCCCAGAUCCCUGAACUCUUCACUGUUCUUGGUGUUGUACUGAGAACUCACGACUUUUGUCUUUGCAUUAUUGUAUGGAAAAUACUUCUCUCUCUCUCUCCUGUUGCAUUCAAAGUAGCGUCCUGUUUAUUAUUUAUUUACUGCUUGCACAGUUCUCUUCACCGUAAAUUGUUCUUUCUGUAAUGAUAACACAGUGCUGGAAGUUUCUCUUUGUAUCUGAUGCUCAUGACUGACAUCACAGACUGACGGGGUCUACAUUUAACGUAGGACUGGGGUCACAAACUGAUGGGAUCCAUAUUUAGCAUAUGCUUGGGGUCACAGACUGACGGGGUCUACAUUUAGCAUGCGGCUGGAGAACACCUAUAGUCAUUGUACUUCUCACGCUGCUGGCUGAGAACAACUUAUUAUACUUGAGUGGUUGCCCAAACGGUGUAUACUUGCGCUGCCCCUGUGCAAUCUUCCGUGCAGACUGAAUGCUACUCACUUCCGUCCAAUGGGUAGCAGUUCCGUCUGUCCUACCCCAUGUACUCGCGCGCAGUGGCACCAAAGACGCGAGGCUGUGGUGAGUGAGAAGCUGCCUGGCCUUAACUUGUCAAUGUGCUGUGAGGAGCGUCUUCCAUUUUGAAUUCACUAACCCUUUCCCAGGACCCACUAUAGUACGGUGACGUCACUGACAUACAAUUAGUGAUCACAGUGAAAGAGAAACCGUAAACUGCGAGGGUUGGAGGUGACGGGAUCAGUUUUUGAUGAACAUGAUGGGAACACUUCGUAUGACCAUAACGGGAACAGUAUAUGUUGUGUACAACUAUGACGUCAGUUGCGCUGCGUAAUGUGUCAACGUGCACUGUAUUACAAUGUUGCUGUGUACUGUCAUCGUACACUUGAUUACGUGUCAAUGUGUACUGUCAUCGUGCACUUUAGUACAAUAUCAGUGUGUCUUGCGUCAUCGUACAAUUAAUUACUUGUGUGCUGUUUACAGCAAUGGUAACUGUGUUCUAGACACUUGUCAUAGUAUGCAUAGUCUACACACUAAGUAAGGAUUAGACGUACACUGUUAACUGGGUAAACACUAUGUGAAAAUUACACUCACAGUAUUAACAUUCUGGGUUUGGGUAAUAACAGUAACUAAAUAAUGUCAAAUGGUGACAGUAAGUUCUGCCUCAAAUGAGACUGAAUUGUUCAAGGAACGAGAAGGAAGGACCACAUCGUUGUUCUUUCAUGACGUCAUAGUCGACCAUCCACGAUCCCUUGUCUGCCACUCCAUUUCCUUUAUUUACAGAGAACGCGACGUAGUGUCCACCUCAAGGCUGUCCUCCCAGUUAUUAGUAAAAGUAGGUAACUGUCCUGGUCCGCCAGUGCUUUACACCUCGAUUUAGUAGCAGGAAGUACGUCACAGUCCUUGUCUGUGAGUGCCUUACGUCACGUAGUCCCACUCAUCACCCCUCCUUCCCGUGUCACUUGACGUCAUCUUUAAGACGAGCAUGGAAUCAUCUGGUCUCGUGCCGUGAAGACCGACACCCGGUAUAAGAACGUCACACGUGUAGGAAGGAUGUGACGUCACACUUAUUCGGAGGAUGUAAAGUGUAUUAUGGGUGUUGCUGAGGCAAAUAAACGUGUUUGCUGUUUGUGAUACAGA
This is a messenger RNA of Pomacea canaliculata, 4262 nucleotides long. RefSeq names its product tubulin alpha-8 chain-like. Gene Ontology annotation, molecular function: structural constituent of cytoskeleton; GTP binding. Gene Ontology annotation, biological process: mitotic cell cycle; microtubule cytoskeleton organization. Gene Ontology annotation, cellular component: cytoplasm; microtubule. The coding region runs from base 231 to 1592 and encodes 453 amino acids. NCBI's taxonomy places the organism in Eukaryota, Metazoa, Mollusca, Gastropoda, Architaenioglossa, Ampullariidae. The record is from RefSeq and is a predicted model, not a curated record. The transcript has 8 exons.